UCCAUGUUGUACCAGCAUUUUGAAAUUGCGGAUGAAAUGACCGUCAAUAUAUUCAGAAAACGCAAGCCGAUGUCGAGCCCCUUAGCAAUCGUUGGUGGAACCGCUACAGCCAACGUGCCGCAGGAAGUACCAGAGCAAGUGAUUCCCCCACAGCAGCCUCCGAGGCCGUGCCAAGAGGCUGUUUUGCCCGGCAAAGGUGCAAUGCAGGUCGUUGACUUGGAGCGAUCUGCCGAAGAAAGACUUGCGGAAACGAGAAGUUCUUGCAUUCCGGAAAUGCCUCAAAAUGGAGCUUUACCCAGACGUUCUGGCAGACUGUCCUUCUCGAAGCUGCCUGCUAUAAGCGAGGAGCGAAGUGGCUGCGCCAGUGGCUCAUCACUGAAUCUGCCCUCAAACACUGCAGAAAGCGAGAUGACGCCAAAACCAUUACAGCCAGUACAUGUGGAUGCUAUAGAAGAGCAGAAUUUACCAACAGAAUGCCCUACUUCUUUACAAUCAACACUUCCUGGCACCUCAUUUACCGAACGAUUUAUAAAUAAAGCGAUGCGAGAUUUUUCCAGCACUGUUCCAGUUCCACCUCCUCGAUCUGGCGAUUUUAAUCAUUCGUUCCAUUCGGGCAAUGCAUCUUUAUUGCAGGUUUACGUAGAAGGAGACGCAGCAACUGAAUCAGACGUUCCAUUCACUGUUUUCACUGAUGAAAAUGAACAUCUGGACGUUGUUGAACAAAGGUUCACGUACUGUUGCUGCUAUUGUGCUCGCAGUGAAUUAGGGGAUCGCUUUUGA
Molecule: messenger RNA, 780 nt
Organism: Gongylonema pulchrum
Lineage: Eukaryota; Metazoa; Nematoda; Chromadorea; Rhabditida; Gongylonematidae
Source: the annotation of a GenBank genome assembly